Messenger RNA from Lithohypha guttulata, 966 nucleotides. RefSeq lists its product as uncharacterized. Lineage: Eukaryota; Fungi; Ascomycota; Eurotiomycetes; Chaetothyriales; Trichomeriaceae. Bases 1 to 966 code for a protein of 321 amino acids. The transcript has a single exon. The record is from RefSeq and is a predicted model, not a curated record.
AUGUCUCAGCUGAUUCACACCGGCACAAACCAACUAGGUAAAUUGACCAUAUCUGAGGAUUUACUGAUCUGUCGAGCCUGUGGAACACAAUACGCAGAGAGCUCAGGCCUAACUUCCUGUGGUAUCUGCGACGACCCCAGACAAUUCGUGCCUCCAGGAGGACAGAAAUUCACCACUCUCGCCAACCUUCGCUCCGAGGGCCACCAUCUUCAAUUCGAGCAAGACGAAGUCGAUCCGAACAUAAUCUCAAUCAGAAUUCAACCAGCAGACAUAGGCAUCGGACAACGCGCACUCCUCAUCCGUACAUCCCACGGCAACAUCCUAUGGGAUCUCGUCUCCUACCUCGAAGAACAAGCAGUCGAGCACAUCAACAACAGUUUCGGUGGUCUCUCCGCCAUCAUAAUCUCCCAUCCACACUUCUACACGACCUGGGCGGACUGGAGCGCUACGUUUAACAACAUCCCCGUAUACGUCGCAGCACCUGACCAAUCCUGGCUUAAUCGCUGUGACAACGACAACAACAUCCACCUCCUCCACGAAAAACACAACACCAUCGUCCCAGGAAUCACCGCCAUAAUCGCAGGAGGCCACUUCCCAGGCUCCAUGGCCCUCCACACAACACCACCACACACGCGAGUCCCAAGCCUCUUCCACGCAGAUACAAUCCACACCAUUCCCAACGCACAUUCUCCCGACAUCGCAAGUCCCGUGAAACACGGCAAGGGACACACAAGCUAUACAUUCAUGUGGAGUAUUCCGAACAUGAUUCCUCUUUCUCCGGAUCAGAUAUUGGGAAUUUGGUGGGCGAUCAAGGGGUUUGAGAUUGAGGCGACGUAUGGAUUUCAGACUGUGAGAGCCAAAAAGCAGGACGGAGCGAGUAUUCCGGAGAGGAUAUUGGAGAGUGCGAAGGUGUGUGUUGGCAGGAUGGGACGGGAGGAGCAUGAGAUUUUCAAGGAGAGUGUUUGA